Fusarium vanettenii 77-13-4 is the source of this 2304-nucleotide messenger RNA. RefSeq lists its product as uncharacterized. The record is from RefSeq and is a predicted model, not a curated record. Lineage: Eukaryota; Fungi; Ascomycota; Sordariomycetes; Hypocreales; Nectriaceae. Bases 1 to 2304 code for a protein of 767 amino acids. The transcript is spliced from 2 exons.
AUGUCAAUCCAAGUCACGACCGCCCCCGGUGCCCUAGUCGCCUUGGGCCUGGGUGUCAGUGAUGUUUCCACCCUUGUUGCCCUCGGCAGGAGAGUGGGAAACUGGUGGACUGCUGCAGACGGCGACAAGGAGUUUCUUUCCCUUCUUGAAGAAGACGCGUCAAGCAUCCUCCAGCGUCGUGGGCUUCUCGAUGUCCCAUCCUUCAACAAGCGAUGGAGCAAGCAGAUUCAACUCCUUGCAAACGGUUGCCCCUUGCGACUGGAGGACCGUGACAUUGAACAGGUUCUCAAAGACAGCAAAGCUCUCUUGCAGUUUGUCAAACAAGACCUUGUGAGAGACAUUGUAUACAACAUACUCAAGUCUCUCUUAAAGCUUCACGAAAACGGAGAGGACAUUCUCCGAUCUCAGUACUCGUCUCGUCUCAACGCCUGGAGAUCCACAGCCGUCCUGCGUGGCCUCAAUCUAGCUGCGGACAAGUACCGUCAAGAGUUGGUUCGCAAUGGCCAUGUCAUGAGCGGACUGUUGCCCAGGACAGAAUCAAGACAUGUUGAAGAUUUCUUAACCUGGCUGCUCGGCUCUCACGAACCGUUCUUCAAGACUCCCUCAUCUGACGUUGCUGGGAUAGCCAUUUGUUUAUCCCAGCUAGGGAUCGACAUCAUCGAUGUCCAAUUGGCCGAGUCCUUAGAAACAAGCCAACGCCCAUGCACAGUCAUUUACUCACCACAACCAUUUCUUCACUCCAUAACAACUCCAGAAGGCACAAGAGCCAUUGUGGAGAGAGAUGCCUCAAUCACAGUUCCUCUCGAGUAUCCGGAGGAGGCUGUGAGCGUUUUCCCCAUUGGACAUGACGCUCAAAACCGGUGCAGAAUCGCUUGGAAAGAGGGGCGGAAAGCGGCAAAGGCCAUUCGAAUAUCCGUUCAAGGGGCACGAACCAGUGGCAACAUGUACCAGGAAUAUUACCAGUCUGCCAGAGGCCAACGCCCCUGGGAGGUCUCAGGCAGCUUGACGGCCCGACUAGAAGGAUCCAAGCUAGUCUAUGUCCUAACAGACUCUGGAACGCCUGCUGGAAGAGCUUCUGAUGAGCUUUACCGUCUGGUGUUAGAUUUCGGGUUCAUUUCGAAUCAAGAAAUCGUAACGGGGCUUGAAAACUGCCUUGGAAACACCUUGACGAGCGUUCUAUCGUGGCUCUCGACUACCACGAGCUCAGGCGAGUUUCAUCUCGGCUCAGAUAUUUCUGAUGCAGAGAUGAUUGAUACACAGAAGGUGGACGCAUUCUGCAUCUUCCAGUCAUUCAUCAUGGGAUACUACUAUGACAUCUUUGGAAGACUUGUAGACACCUCCUCGUUGGCAUCCCAAACAGUGGAAGGCUCCUGGGGUUUUCGAUCAGCCGACUUUUUGAGGUACAUGCGCUCUCAUUCACUACGUACAAUGCCCCCAGAUUCGCCACGUAUGCGGUCGUUCGGACAGGCGAGGCUUCUUCCUUUACUUUCCAUGCUCUUCGUGGGUGGACAUGCCACCGGCUACGAUCCAGAGAAGGCAGAGGAAAGGUUUAGAAAUGUAGACUGUUUGGGCAUCAUCGGGAAGCGCACUUUGAUUGCCAACAGUCUACUGGGUAAAUGUUCUUCUCCGCAACAAAUCGGUUGCUUUACCCUUCUCGACGUUGACGUUGGCGGUAUACCAAGAGACUUCAACGGAUUAAUCAAGCCGGGAGUCUUGUCCUCCGAGGUUCCCCUUGUGGAUUGUCUUGACGAUGGCUACGAGGAAUUUGAUAUCCCCGAAUCAUCUCCACCGGAUGAUGUCACUUUCCAUAUCGAGGCGGAUUGGGAAGCAAACCCAGACACGGUGUUGCUCUGUGUCAGAUACAGAGGCCGUCGACUUGCAGCAAUCUCCCCCAUCCCCGCAGACUAUCUCUUCUGCGACGCUUAUGUGCCGCCAGAGGUUGGACCGCGACAAAGUGCCACCAGGAGCCGGCUCUAUCAGGGUGUGGAGGCUGAUAUAUCAGCCCUCUUGCGAGACCCCCCAGUUCUGCCAUACUCGUACCGCCCUGAAGUCCCUGUCCUUUUUCAGGCGCUCAAUCGCCCCGGCCUGCGCUACGCUGCCACUGCAUUGUAUGGGAGAAGAUCGGAUGUCAAAGUGGCAACAGAUUGCGUCGAGAGGGCGAGAAAUGCAGCAGCUGGGGCGUUUGGGGCCGGUGAGGUUGGGUUUGUAAUUGUUGGUGGCUUGACGGGAACGGCGAUGGGAGACGCCCCGAUGGAGAGAGCCGAUGUCCAGAUUCUGCUCUAUGAGAUUCCAGUGAAGAACUAG